Messenger RNA from Drosophila serrata, 2349 nucleotides. RefSeq names its product citrate synthase (gene kdn). Gene Ontology annotation, biological process: tricarboxylic acid cycle; carbohydrate metabolic process; citrate metabolic process. The record is from RefSeq and is a predicted model, not a curated record. Gene Ontology annotation, cellular component: mitochondrial matrix. Lineage: Eukaryota; Metazoa; Arthropoda; Insecta; Diptera; Drosophilidae.
AACGUCAAAAUUAGCAGCCCUUCUCAUCCCUAGAUUUUCCUCACCGACACAAUUUCAGUUAGCUUUCCCAUUGACAAAAAGAAAAAAAAAUAACACGCAAAAUGAACUCGCAACGUUUAGCGAGCAUCUGCUGGAUGCAGCACCUGCAGCGUCGUACCUUUGCCAAGAAGUCCAUCUGGGAUGCCAAGCGUUUUGAUCUCCGCCGCCUGCUGUCCAAGAAGGACGUGGCCGCCACUGAACCAGCCCCGGCCCAGGCAGAGGCGGUGUCGAUGCCGCUAGCAGAAGUAGUACCCAAGAGCAUUCAAGACCAAAAACAAAAACUGCCCAAUGUUGGAGCCUAUGUUCGCCUGAUUGCCGCCGAUGGACGUAGCCUGCGCGACGUUCUCGCCGCCAAGGUGCCCCAGGAGCAGGAACGCGUGAAGAAUUUCCGCAAGCAGCAUGGCGCCACCAAAAUGGGCGAGACCACCAUCGACAUGAUGUAUGGCGGUAUGCGUGGCAUUAAGGCUCUGGUCACAGAGACCUCAGUGCUUGAUGCCGACGAGGGUAUCCGUUUCCGCGGCCUCUCCAUUCCCGAGUGCCAGAAGGUUUUGCCCGCUGCCGAUGGCGGCACUGAACCCCUGCCCGAGGGUCUCUUCUGGCUGCUGCUCACCGGUGAGGUGCCCACCAAAUCUCAGGUGCAGCAGCUAUCCCGUGAGUGGGCCGAGCGUGCCGCUCUGCCCCAGCAUGUGGUCACCAUGCUGAACAACAUGCCGACCACCCUGCAUCCCAUGUCGCAGUUUGCUGCCGCCGUUACUGCGCUGAAUCAUGACAGCAAGUUCGCCAAGGCCUACUCGGAUGGUGUGCACAAGAGCAAGUACUGGGAAUAUGUGUACGAGGAUAGCAUGGAUCUAAUUGCCAAGCUCCCUGUGGUGGCUGCCACCAUCUAUUGCAAUACCUAUCGCGGCGGCAAGGGCUCCCGCUCGAUUGACUCCAGCCUGGAUUGGUCUGCCAACUUUGUGAAGAUGCUUGGCUACGACAAUGCCCAGUUCACCGAACUGAUGCGUCUGUACCUGACCAUCCACAGUGAUCACGAGGGUGGCAAUGUCUCUGCCCACACUGUUCAUUUGGUGGGCUCGGCCCUCAGCGAUCCUUACCUGUCCUUUGCCGCCGGCAUGAAUGGUUUGGCUGGUCCCCUGCACGGUCUGGCCAACCAGGAGGUGCUCGUUUGGCUGCGUAAACUGCAGAAGGAGGCCGGCAACAAUCCCUCGGAGGAGCAGCUUAAGGAAUACAUCUGGAAGACCCUGAAGUCGGGACAAGUGGUGCCCGGUUAUGGUCAUGCCGUGCUCCGUAAGACCGAUCCUCGCUAUACCUGCCAGCGUGAGUUCGCCCUGAAGCAUCUGCCCGACGAUGAGCUGUUCCAGCUGGUGUCCAAGAUCUACAAGGUGGUGCCACCAAUUCUAACCGAAACCGGCAAGGUGAAGAACCCCUGGCCCAAUGUAGAUGCCCAUUCCGGUGUCCUGCUGCAGUACUAUGGCAUGAAGGAGAUGAACUACUACACGGUGCUGUUCGGUGUGUCCCGUGCCCUCGGCGUGUUGGCCUCCCUGGUGUGGGAUCGUGCCCUGGGUCUGCCCAUCGAGCGUCCCAAGUCCUUCUCCACCGAUCUGCUGGUCAAGAUGGUCCAGAAGUAAACGCAAUGAUGGAGCAUUGGCCGGGGAGGGGGAAGGAGGCGGAGGAUGGUGGAGAUAUCUGGAAGCUGGAACUGAAGCUGGAGAAGAGUUAAACCCCAUUUUUUGUGGCCAGCAGCGUUUGACAGAGGACGAAGGAAGCAAUUUGGAGAUGGAGCAGUAGAUUGUAAUAGACGAGAGACGAGGAAGAGAGAGAGAGAGAAAGAGCUAGGGAGAGACAGAGAGAGAGAGAGAGAGAGAACGAGAAAGAUAUUGGAUGACGACGCUGAUAUUGAGAGUUGAAACAGCAACCAAAUACGAACCAAUAGGAAAAAACAAAACAAAAACCAGAAGAAAACUGCAACAGCAAAACAAUAAGUUGGAAAUAAGGCCGAAACUUAUUUUUAGUAGUAAAAUAAUGUACGAGAACAAGCCAGAAAACCACUUAAUUAAUUGUAUAAGCUAUAUAUACGAUUGGCUAUAUAUAUUUAUAUAAAGUAGGGACAGGCAGAGAGAGAGAGAAAGAAAUAUGUUUGCGCCUAUUGUUUAUGUUCAGCAUUUUCCCCACAACUCCCCCCCCCCACUACCACUCCCACUCCCCACUCCCCUUUCACUUUUCCUCCUCUUUUUAUUUACUUUAUGUUACGUUUCCAUCUUUGCCGACCGACUAACCGACCUAACAUUAGCCCCUAAACCACCCACCCCC